GGUCCGCCCGCCUCAUCAUCAACCAUUUCCUGGUGUCGUGCGGCGCCGAGUUCUGGUACCGUACUUAACCCGCCCGUACGUAAUCAGCGCCUCAGCGUGAGACCGCCGGACAGACGCCAUAUACACCGACGCGCCCCCACACUAACGCACUCGUUAGUCGCUGUCGUCUGGCCGUCGCCGCCAUAGUCCGAUUGUGUGUUCUGUACGACGCGAUCGUUGUUGGGCUCAGUUACUCAUCAUUCGCCGACACUAUGGACAACGGCCAUGAACGCGUCCCGCCGAACGACUCGCCCGCACGGUGCGACAACGAUGUCGGCGUUGAAGACGAUGUGCACGUCGUAAACGAUGGCGGCAACGACAACGCGGUCGACGUCGCAAACGCAGUGGACGUCGAAGACGACGGCGGCAACGACAACGCAGUCGACGUCGCAAACGAUGGCGGUAACGCCGACGAAGUCGUCGGCAACGACCACACCGCCGAAACCACCGCUAUUAUUCCAUCUCCUAGUCAUAAACCUGUUAUACCUUCUCAAAGUUCUAAAAACAUCACAAAAUCACCAGAGUCUACCAUUCCUAUCUGUGAUAUGAAAAUUUAUGAAAAUCGUCUGAAGACUUUUAAAAAAUGGCCAUUAAAAUUUAUUACACCCGAUAAAUUGGCCAGGGCUGGAUUUUAUUAUACAGGUAUUCAAGAUAAAGUGAAAUGUUUAUACUGCCCGAUUGAAAUUGAAUACUGGGGAAAAGAUGACGAUCCGUAUAUUGAACAUAAAUUAAUAUCUCCACAAUGUCAAUAUUUUAAAGAAAAACAAGAAUUUAAUUUGUGUGAACAUAAAUCUGAUGUUAUGACUGCAUAUGUUCAGAAUUUCUUAUGUUCUGUUGGUAUUAUGACAGAAACAAGUAUGAGAGUUCACUUUAAUUAUAAAGCUUUGACCUCUUUGGAAUCUCGUUUGAAGACAUUUGGUACAUUCACAAAAAAACUAAACCAUGAUGUUUUAACUUUUUGUAAAGCUGGAUUGUUCUACUUAGGUGAAAAAGAUAGGAUGAUAUGUUUCUGCUGUAAUCAAGGUCUGAUGGAUUGGGAAAUUGAUGAUGAUCCUUGGGUUGAACAUGCACGUUGGUCACCACUUUGCAGUUAUGUUCUUUUAAGCAAGGGCAAGCGUUUUGUGGAAGAGGUUGGUGGUGAAGUAAACUAUAGUUUACAAAUGAAUAUGGAGGAAUUGAAUAAGUUAUUUACAAUUCACAGACAUCUAGCUGUUGACAGUGAUACAAUGAGGAAUUUGGAAACAUCAGUGGAAAGUAAUACGUUCUCAGACUUUGUAGAACCUGUGACUAUUAUACGUGUAAAUCUACAGGAACCACCAAUACCUGAUUCAGUCUUGUGCAAAAUUUGCUUUAAAGAAAAAUUGGAAGUUCUUUUCAUGCCUUGUCGUCACGUUAUUGCAUGUAUCCAAUGUGCAGUCACGCUUGAACUGUGUGCUAUAUGCAGACAGCCAUUUACUAUGACUAUGAGAGUUGGCAUUUACGUUACUAACCUAAAACAAUUCAGUCAAGAAUAUUUUGGGUCAGAGAAUGCAAAUGAACUAAUUGAUCCAGUUCUUUGUAAGAUUUGUUGCAAAGAACAAAUGCAAGCUGUAUUUUUACCGUGUAGACACAUAUCUACUUGUUAUACAUGUGCCUCAAAAGUAAAACAAUGUUUAGUUUGUUUUGAACCAGUUUUUGCAUAUAUGCAAAUAUUCAUAUAGCAUUUAUAAAUGAUGAACUGAUUUACAACUAAAAUUAAAAUAUCAAAACAGUUAAAUAUACCAAUAUGAAUUAUAAUUUUUUUUUUUUUAUGUUCAGUUUAAUAUUAGUUUGUUAAUCAUUUAUUAAGAAUUUAUAACUGUAAGAAUCAAGUUAGAAUUAAGUGAAUGGAACAAUAUUGUCGUAUUUGACUGAUUACUUGUCUAAUGUUGCAUUCAUAUUUGAUUAGAUUAAACCACUCAUAAAUUUUUUUACCACCCUUAUUUAUUAUUGUAUAAAUAUACUGUCAUUGAUAAUAUAAUUUACAUUACUUGUAUUAUUAUUAAAAAAUUUGCUUUAACUUCAAUACGAAUAAAGUAACACCUUGGAUACUGUCCAAUUUAUUGAAAAGAAUAUAAGUAAAUAUAAUAUUAAGUUGAAAUUGUCUAUUUAAGUGUUACUCCCAAAAAUGUACACAAUGAUACAAAAUAGUUAUCUUAUUAUUUUCUUGUACUCUACCUUACUUAUCUUUAUAUUAAAUGCCAAUUUUUAUUGAUUCUUGUGAUUCCAAACAUCAGUACUACUGUUCUAUCAAGUAUUAAUAAUUAAGUUCAUUAAUUUAUAUUGAUAUUUUAUUUUAUUACCUUUUUUAUAUUUAAGUAUAUAUAAUUUAAGACUGUAAUAUUAUUGUAUUGCCAAUCUUAUUUAUUUUUAUUCCUAAUGAUAAGUUUUAUAUUGCAUAUUAAUUUCAAGAUAACAUAAAUAAAUAUCUUAGAUAUAUAUAAUAUAUACUAUCAUUGUUUAGAAAAUAUUUCUUAAUGGCUACCACAUUGUUUUAAUGUCAGUUUAAAAAUUAGCUUCUAUAUUAUACCAUCAACAGUUUUACAUAUUAUUGACUUUUAGUAGAGCCUGGAACUUGAUCACCUGAACGUUACAAAAACAAACAAGAACUAUUUAAAAAUCUAUGAAAAAAAAAAAAAUAGAAAAAAUUAAAAAAAUUAGGUUGAGAAAUAAUACAUUUUUUUUAAAUAUCAACUUUUAUUUCAAUAAAACUAUAAUAUAGCUAUAAUGCUAUAUGUUGGAAAUUAUAUUGUGGAGUAGUCAUGCAACGAAGUGAAAAAAUAAAAUAUCAUGAAGUAUUACAAAUAUAAAAUUAAAAAAAUUAUUUCUCGAUCACUUUUUGUAUGAUGACAACAGAUCAAUGAACAAAACUGGGCUACCACAUAGGCAAGGUUUUAAUUUAAUUUUUUUUACCUAGUUUUGAGUUAUUGUUUUAUAGAAUAAGAACCUAUCAUUUCUAAUUUGAAAAAAUAAAAUGAUGUAUAUCGUUAAGUAAACUGUAAA
Rhopalosiphum padi (bird cherry-oat aphid) is the source of this 3060-nucleotide messenger RNA. Its product is annotated as death-associated inhibitor of apoptosis 1-like. Bases 252 to 1739 code for a protein of 495 amino acids. Lineage: Eukaryota; Metazoa; Arthropoda; Insecta; Hemiptera; Aphididae. The record is from RefSeq and is a predicted model, not a curated record. The transcript is spliced from 6 exons.